CAGUCAUCGAUGAAUUCCUAAAUGUCGCCGCCCACGAUGCCAUUACGCUGUGCUUGUUGACGAAUUUUUGCCAGUGGCUUCUCUGCUUUCUCCAAAACGUUAUUCAUACGGUUGACGGGUUUAUAACGGUGACAAAACCCUGUCUGCGAGCUUUUUUCGAUACAUUUACCAAGCGAACUAUUUUCAUCCGCUACACGAAAUUUGUGUGUUUAUCUUCUCCUCGCGAAAAGGGCUAUCUGAUUAAUCUUUGCGACUUUCCUCAAACAGUUGUCGUUUUGUCUGUCUGUGUGUCUGUGUCUGCGUGAAUUUUGUUUGUUUUUCCCCGAUUGCCCUUUCAAUGGAUUCUUAUGAACCAGUUCGGCCAGAAAGGCCGAGGCACAUUGAUAUGCCGCCUUUCUUGCCUGACAGAAUCACCUCGCAAUGUAAUACGCCAACUACUCCCAGCGUUGGAGCGGGCCUUGUGGAUGGUCAAACAGUGGUGAGAGAGAGCGAUCGUUAUACCGUUCGUGAAAUUGAUCCUCUCAAGCAAAUUGGUGUCCGAGCUCAGCCGUCUUGGGAUUUCACCAUUAAACGUGUUGUUCGCAGCAUUGUCUCUAUUCGUGGCUCUGUCUUGCGUUCCUUCGACACCGAGAACGCAGGCAGUUUUUGUGCCACGGGCUUUGUCGUUGACAAAAACCUAGGCAUUAUCCUCUCCAACCGACAUGUCGUAUCUCCAGCACCGAUUACUGCUAGAGCAUCCUUUAUUAAUUACGAAGAGAUUGACAUAUAUCCUCUGUACCGCGACCCGGUUCACGAUUUUGGUUUCUUCCGUUACAACCCAUCCGCACUUCGCUUUCACGAAGUAGAUGAGAUUCCGCUGGCACCGGAGCUUGCUCGUGUGGGUGCAGACAUUCGAGUGAUUGGUAAUGACGCAGGCGAGAAGCUGUCUAUUUUAAGCUCGACGCUUGCACGUCUGGACCGUGCUGCGCCUAAUUACGGCGUUGAUAGCUAUAACGACUUCAACACGUUUUACUAUCAAGCCGCUAGCGGCACCAGCGGUGGUAGCUCUGGUAGUCCAGUUCUCGACAUAUCCGGUUCAGCUGUAGCUUUGAACGCAGGUGGUUCAAACAAGAGUGCCUCGUCGUUUUAUCUUCCACUUGACCGAGUGGUUCGUGCACUGCAUUGCAUCCAAAAUAACAAGUCAAUUACUAGAGGAACCUUCUUGACUGAGUUCCAGCAUUAUUCCUAUGAUGAGCUUUCCAAGAUUGGGUUGCCGACCGAUUUUGAAAUUGAAGCGCGUGCCAGAAACCCACAGAGCACAGGACUGCUCGUUGCUGCACGCAUUUUACGAAACAGUCAGGCUUCCGAGGUCUUGGAGCCGGGUGAUGUGUUAAUUGGUUUGCAGCAUUCGAAGUACCACAUUCAGUACAUUAUUGAUUUUGUGUCCUUAUUUGAGAUUGCAGAUGAACGUGUCGGACACAUGUUAGAACUUAUUAUUUUUCGUCCUCGUGAAGGUUACAAGCAGGUACGCCUGCUCGUACAGGAUCUUCACAGUGUUACGCCGUCUCGUUUUCUAGAAGUCGGCGGUACGAUUUUCCACGACUUGUCGUACCAACUUGCACGGUCAUACCAAUGUGCCUUCAAUUCCGGUACAUUUGUUGCCGCCUCAGGCAUGCUAAAUUGGUCCGGUGGAACGAGAGACUUUUUAGUCACGAAACUUGCCAAUAUACCGACACCGAAUUUAGAGGCCCUGACGAAAGUUAUUCUCGGUUUGCGAGAUAAUGCUCGUGUUCCCAUGCAUUUCCGAGUGCUGGGAAAAUAUGAAGAAGAGUUCACUAUCGUGACAAUUGAUCGUCACUUUUUCUUGUCUGGCACAUACUCGCGAAAUGACAAAAAGGGCUCGUGGGACUAUAUGCCUCUGGCACCUGCUGAACCAGCUAUCACUAGACGCCCUAGUGCAAUCCCUCGUCCAGCCGAGGGUUCAAACAGUUUGGAAGCCAUUCAAAACUCGAUGGUUCUUAUACACUGCCGUAUGCCUUUCAGCAUCAACGGCUUUAGUGCCUCAAAAAUGUAUAGUGGGACGGGUGUUGUUGUUUCUGUUCAACCGCCUUUAAUUGUUGCAGACCGCUCUAUAAUCCCUGUUGAGGUUUGUGAUGUCCGGCUCACUUUCCAAUCCCUGAGUGCCAUGGGUUUCAUCUGCUACAUGGAUAAGCGUAUAGCGGUCCUCUCUUGUGAAUACUUACCCGACAACACUGUGCAGCUGAAUUUUGUUCCCGACUUCAUGCGCACUGGCGAAGAAUGCACCCUGGCAGCUUUGGACACCGACCUUCAACUGUUGACAAAAUCAACUACUGUCCGUAGCAUUUCUGCUAUUGAGACUGAAAGAACUUCGCCGCCACGGUUCCGUUAUGUGAAUUUUGAAGUCAUUUCCUUAAUGGAUUCGCUUUCGUCUUCUGGUGGUCUGGUAUACCGUAAUGUCGAUGGUGACAUAAACGUUACUGCCUUGUGGAUGUCCGUUGUACAUCAGGAUGCUUCUGGAAAGGAGUAUGUUGACAAGUACGGUCUUUCAAUGGCGUACAUUAUGCCGUUAGUGAAACGUUUGUUGCAACCGCCUGCGUCUCGUUCUGAAAAUGUGACUAUGACGAUGGGCGUGGAAUGGGCUCACAUGUCUCUUGCUGGAGCUACAACCUUGGGAUUGUCUCAACAGGAAUCGUCAGAGUUUUAUGUCAAAUCUCGGGCUAAUGGAACAAUUCCUCGACCAAUGUACGUGGUAUCCCAUUUGCGGCCGUUGCCCAAGGAGGGUUCUCUGAGAGUUGGCGACGUGCUACUGGAGGUGAAUGGCAAAAUGGUUACUCGGCCCUCCGACUUGUUAGAAUAUGAGCAGAGUGCAUCGGUGCAGGCUAAAAUUCUGCGCGACGGACAAUCGGAAUCCCUCGAAGUGCUGCUUUAUCCAGAGCAUCCUAGUUCGAGCUCUCGUAUUAUUGGCUGGUCUGGAGCAGUAAUCCACGAAACGCAAGACAGUGUUUACGAACAAGUUGAGCCUGAUGCGACACUGCCUGACAGAAGUGGUGUCUACGUUGGUAGCAUACUGUAUGGUUCACCGGCACUUAACCAUUUGCGUGCGGCACACUGGAUCGUCGCUAUUGAUGGUGAAAGCGUUGAGACGUUUGAUAAGUUCUUGGAAGUGUUGAAAACGAAACAAUUUGAUACUUACGUUCAAGUCAAGCAAAUGAAUCGACGCGGUGUCACAAACAUUGCGAGUGUACGUCCAGAUUUAUUGUUCUGGCCUACUUGGAUUAUACAGAAGAACGAUUUUGGAAACUGGUACACGGAGCCUCUGCGUAUGGCAUCUUGAAGUGAUUGAAGAAUUCUCUACUUAACGACAUUAUGUAUGAAAUCUGCCUCCCUUCUCGCUAUAUGCAAGCUUUUCAGCUUCGGUUAUCCAGUACGACGAGUGAUUAAGGUGUUUUGAAUUGUAAAUAGAAUAGCUAACCUCUGUUUCAUUAAACUAAAUGAUA
Molecule: messenger RNA, 3497 nt
Organism: Schizosaccharomyces japonicus yFS275
Lineage: Eukaryota; Fungi; Ascomycota; Schizosaccharomycetes; Schizosaccharomycetales; Schizosaccharomycetaceae
Product: serine protease
Exons: 1
Coding region: 338-3334 (998 amino acids)
Source: RefSeq, a predicted model, not a curated record